Messenger RNA from Fusarium verticillioides 7600, 1068 nucleotides. RefSeq lists its product as hypothetical. Gene Ontology annotation, molecular function: protein binding. The record is from RefSeq and is a predicted model, not a curated record. The transcript has 4 exons. Bases 1 to 1068 code for a protein of 355 amino acids. NCBI's taxonomy places the organism in Eukaryota, Fungi, Ascomycota, Sordariomycetes, Hypocreales, Nectriaceae.
AUGCAAUUACUUCAGGGCAGCGGAGUGGAGAUUCAAGUCGGAACAGAGACACCAUCAUCGAACGGGGAUAAGACCAAGUUAUUCAAGACAUGGUGUCUUCCCAUAAACUUGGUCUCGCAUUACUCGCCUUACCUAAAGGAGACCUGCUCCUCGAAUCUUCAGGAAUCCAAUAUGCGAAUUAGACUUCCUAACUAUCCACCUGAUGUAUUUGGCCUUUUCGUGGAGUGGAUGUACUAUGGAAGCUAUGAGUCCUCCUCGUCAGUAUCGAUUGAAAAUGCUGAUGCGAAAUGUUGGGUUCUUGGCGACAAGCUUCGAUCUGUCGAUUUCCAGAACUACGCAAUGCGUCGUCUUCAUGAACAGCACACAAGACCAAUCUUCGGACGACCGAUGACCUGCGAUGAUGUGCAGUACGUAUGGACUAACACUUCACCCGGCUCAAAGUUGAGAAACUUCUGUAUGCACUUUAUCGUGGAACACUUUGGCAGUCCAGCAAAAUUGCUCGGCUCAUCGACAGAUUGGGAUAAGCUCCUUCAAACCCAUUCAGAAAUUCGGAUUAUGUUAUUGGAUACGUUCAGGAAGAGCGUGUUUAUACCGACCCGUGUGGAAAGUAUCGAUGAAUACUUGGAGCCAAACAACUUGUCUUCCAUCUUUCCUUCGCAGGAGAAGAGCGAGUCGAUUCAAUUGGCAACAGGUACAAAGACGGCAAAAGCACCGAUUUUCAACUUUGGUGGGAAGCCUAGUGAAAAGAAGAACAGUCCCCAGCAGAGAGAGCCUUUCCAGUUGGCUUCUAGGACAAAGAAUUAUGAAGGAGCUGCACUCAAAUUUGGAUGGAAACUUGGAGAAAUUACAGACAAUCUUCCAACGCCUAGCAUCAAAGCCUUGCAGCCAGAACAAGGGUCUACUUCAAAGCUCAAUGCCAAUGCCGUUCUGGGACAUGCGAAUCAAUGCAUUACAAGUGUUGGCAAGUCAGAUAACGUUGACAAGUCUUGUGAAAUUAAGAAGGAGAAAGAGCCUGCUAAAGGAGAAGUUAAGAAUACAAAGGAAUCGGGACUGGGCGAGGCUAGCUGA